AUGGGGUCCUCUUUCAACGACGAGAUAGUGGACACCUCUGCGGAAAUUGAUAGCAUAGGGUCCACGGAAUACCAUCAGGAAGUUGAAGGUCGCGCCGAAGAUGGCUCAAUUGAUUCCCAGGACCCCUCUGAUGCUGCAAGCACAGAAUCCUUAGAGCCUCCUAAGCUCAAAUACUCCCGUCUGAACAAAUUGCCUGCCCGCUUCUUUACCAAAGACGCGGUCAGCUGCUGCUAUUUUCAUGAGAAGGUAUUUAUAUUCGCAACACACUCUGGGUUUGUCCACCUGACCCGACCAGAUUUCACGCCGCUGCGCACCAUGAAGAUCCAGAGAAGCUCCAUCUUGUCGCUGCACAGCGACGGCGAGUACUUUGCCGCUGGGUCGAUCGACGGAACAGUGGUGAUUGGGUCGGUUGCAGACGACAAGGAUAUCAUAGCCUACGACUUUAAGCGGCCUAUACACGCUGUGGCUCUGGAUAAGAACUACAAGACAAGUAAGCUAUUUAUUUCUGGCGGGACUAGCGGCAAUGUGGUGUUCUCGUCACGCAAUUGGCUGGGACAGAGACAGGAUACUGUAGUCGACGGCGGCAGCGGGGCAAUCACAAUGAUACAAACGAUCAACGACCUUGUCAUUUGGACAAACGACUCUGGCAUCACGGUAGCCCAGAUUCCCACGAAAACGGUCAUUUUCCACGAAACGUUGCCCAAGAACUUCCCCAGACCAGAAAUGUUCUGGCCGCGUUUCCACCAGACCGACGCCGACCGGUUUCUGAUCGGCUGGGUCAACCAUGUGUGGUCGUUCAAGAUCUCAGUCUCUAACUCGGGCUCCAGCAUAAUAUCCUCUGCGGCGUCAAAUUUCCGGUCGGUCGACAAAAAGGUCGCCUUGGAGCACCAUGUGAUCCUUGAGGACACGCUGAUUGCGGGCAUUUCUGUCUUCAACGAUGAUCUUCUGAUUUUGAACUAUGUGCCGAACAACGAGCCUCCGGAGCUGAAACUUGUUCACCAGCUCACGUUUGAGGAAAUUUCUGUGGACCAAGUGGCCAUGAACAGACGCACAAAUCUUGGUCUUAACGACUACCAUCUGUACCAGCACGAAUCGCAAUGGUUUCUGGUUUCUGCCGACGAUUGCAUUGUUGUACAGCCAUACGGACUUCACGACCAGCUGACGUGGUACACUGCGCGCGGAGAGUACCUGGAGGCAUGGAAGAUGAGCGAGCUAUGGCUGGCCAGAGAGGAGCGGCUGGACAUAGCAGAGCGACAUAUGGAGAAGCUUGUUGCUGAGGACAGAUGGCAGGAGGCCGGCGAGUUUUUGGACGAGAUGCUAGCUCUUGCUGGGGACGAGGAGCCAGAGUAUGUUCAACGGGUUGCAGGUUGCUGGAAUAAAUGGAUUACGCGGUUUUCAGAGGCAGGCCACAGAGAUCUGCUUGUGGACCGUGUUCCGUGUGUUCCUGUUGGGGACCAUCUGGUGUCCUCGAGGCACUAUAAUUCAAUUUUGGAGCAACUUGUGGAGCAGCAAGAGUUCUCGAAAGUGUUGUCGCUCGUUGAGAAAUGGGAUCACAGCCUUUUCGACGCAGAGACGCUGCGCGACCGUUUGGCGGAGGAACUUGAGGAGACAGGCGAGCAGGAGGCUUCUGUGCGACGGUUGAUUGUCGAUCUGAGCAUCGAGCUGGACGAGAUGGAAAAAUGCAUCGACCACUUGAUAUGGCUCAAAGACCCGGGAAUUAUGCUGUUUGUGGACGAACACCAUCUGCUAUUGCCCAAUCUGGACAAGUUGCCGGCCAUUGUGACGCUGAGCGCGGCCGGGAAGCCGUUGACGGCGGAAAAUUUGGCCACGGCGGUUGCUAUUCUGGUGGAAAACAGCCACGAGAUCCUGCCGCGGCAGAUCGUCGACACGUUGGACGCGGCAGGACUCGACUACGUGAGUUUCCUGUAUCUUGACGCGCUGGCGGCGAACGACAAGCUGCUUGUCAAGGACUUUGAGGACGAAAUGGUGAAGUUGUACGCGUCGUUCAACAGAGACCACCUGCAGCAGUUUCUAAGCCGCCAUUACAACUACUCUGUGGAAAAAGCGAUUUCCGUGUGCGAGGAGAAAAAUUGCGUGUCUGAGCUGGUGUAUUUGUUGAGCAAGGUGGGCGAGAACAGGAAAGCGCUCAAGCUGAUUGUGGAUGAGCUGCGCGAUCCAGAAAAGGCGAUUUUGUUUGUGAGCGAAAGCGACGACAGGGAGCUGUGGGACUUUCUGCUGGACUACUCGAUGGACCGGCCGGCAUUCAUUCAGACGCUCGUGGUGGCUGCGAGCGACCUGAUCGACCCGCUUCCUGUGAUAUCGCGGAUCCCACGCGGCGUCGAAAUCACGGGGCUACGCGAAGCGUUGGUGCAGAUCUGCGGCAACAUCCAGAUGGACCGCCUGGUGCAUGAGCUGGUAGCUCGGCUGAUUGCGGCGGAGUCCAUGGAGCUCACUGGCCGAUACAUGAGCUUGCGCGCGCAGGGCACGGUUUUCGAGCUGGACAGAGUGCCGACGGAAACGCUGGUGUGCCGCAACGGGCUGCUGGCAACAGAAGAGCAGUUUCUGGGGCACCGUUGGAAAGGCUCUGCGGCUACGGUGGCAGAGAAGAUAAACCACGUUGCAUAUAUUCGGCGACACAUUGGGCGCUAA
Molecule: messenger RNA, 2649 nt
Organism: Ogataea parapolymorpha DL-1
Lineage: Eukaryota; Fungi; Ascomycota; Pichiomycetes; Pichiales; Pichiaceae
Product: Vacuolar protein sorting-associated protein 41
Exons: 1
Coding region: 1-2649 (882 amino acids)
Biological process (GO): cellular response to starvation; endosomal vesicle fusion; macroautophagy
Cellular component (GO): HOPS complex; late endosome
Molecular function (GO): protein binding
Source: RefSeq, a predicted model, not a curated record